Molecule: messenger RNA, 2088 nt
Organism: Pseudomassariella vexata
Lineage: Eukaryota; Fungi; Ascomycota; Sordariomycetes; Amphisphaeriales; Pseudomassariaceae
Exons: 1
Coding region: 1-2088 (695 amino acids)
Source: RefSeq, a predicted model, not a curated record
AUGGCACGGGAUUCAGAUCAUCCUGUCGCAAUUGCACCCGAGCAAGGCGAAGGCACGGCUAAGAGCCAAUCCGAGACCAGCAGGGUCAUUCAAAUCGAUCCAGAAGAGCAUGAAAAUGUGACCAAAGAAGCUUUUCACAGUGGAUCUGAAGAAACCGACGAUGAAGUCAAGAAAGUCGAUGGAAUUGAUGCCGAGGGCGACAAGGAGGUCGGCGACGGCGCUGAAGAUGGUUAUGAGCAAGACGACAAGGAUUCCUGGGAAUCAGGUUCCAUCGAAGACGCGAGAGACAGCUUUUUGGAUAUCGAAGCUGCCGAGUCGGAUGGCGUGUCUGACGGCUCCGAGUAUGCUGAGGAGCUGUACUCCUUCCCCCAGUUCUGCCGCCUGCCCAUUGAACUCCGUCAUCGCGUUUGGGCGUUCUUUGAUCCAGACAUGAGAGCAAAAGCACGUGUCUACGAUUUCCAAGUCUUCAAGCACCGAGAAUCAAGCAUUUGGGAAAGCGCGACGAUACUGCAGCAAACAGCACCUGCAAGGGCUGUCUUAGCAGCCCAUCGUGAGAGUCGAGAACUAGCGCUGAAAUUCUAUCCUGAUGCCCUGGAGUUUAGGCCCGGAUACGUAACUCUGAGGUUUCGGAAGUCAAGAGACGUCAUUCUCCUUUCUGGAAUCACGGAGCCCGAAGAUCUGUUGGACAUUCGGCCCUUCCUCAAAGAUGUUGAACAUGUUGCAAUUGAUGCCGACGUUGAUUUGCCCCCAGAUUACGCCCUGAAAGAGUUCAUGCAGUCAAUGAAGCACCUGAAGGCCCUCUAUCUUUGCCGCGAGGCUACAGAGUUCCCACAUCCCUAUCGCAUGCGGUGGUGCGCCGCUUCUCAAGAGAUCCACUCCUUUCGGGUCGCCUGGACGGAAGAAGACUCAGGACUUCAUGAGGACAUUGAAUCUCUGUACUGCUGGCCGAAUUUAGUGGACCACCCGGAAUUCAUGAAGAACGAGAAGGGAAACGGAAAUGCACAUAAUGAGGACGAAUCAAAUCACGAGGAGAUGGGUGACGAUGAGAUUGAUGAGGAUGAAUUAUCCCCUCUCAAAGUUCUCAAUUCAGACGGCGUCGCGCUUUGGUCCAUGUACCGGUUCUCGUUCGAUGAAGGACUACGUCUCUAUGGAAAAAUAGAGCGAACAGCCGCUAUGCCAGGCAACUGGAGAGACAACUGGAAGUCCGAUUCUGACUUAGAACUCGAUGACGAGGGCGGAUUUGAUGAGUAUGAGAGUGAUGGUAUCGACGAUGAGACAAUAGACAGCGAUGCAGAAUCCGCCGAAGAGGACGAUCUGAUGGUCCAAGAAGUCUCUGGCGAAGACGAUUUUGACGCAUCGUCUACUUUCAACGGAUUCUCCCCACUUCGGGAUGCGACGCCUGAUGACGUGCAACGCCAACAGCCCGAAGCAAACUUCUCCAGCCUGGAACCUGAAUCCCCAGACGCGCGCGAGUCUGAUCAGGCUUCUUUAGAUCGAGAACCUACCCGGAAACGUAAGCGCGCCAAUCGAAGAGUCGUGGAUUCUGACUCUGAAGACGGGGAUACUGCCGACGAAGACCGAUCCCCGCCUCGGCGCCGUGCCCGAAUUCGCAUCGAAUCUGACGACGAUGACGAUGAUGAGCAGCCACCUGCUCCGAAACGCCAGUCUCGCAUUGUCAGCGAUGAUUCUAAGGACGAAGAGCAGCCGGCAACUCGGAAACGUCCUGCUCAAGCUGCUCCCGAUGGUUCUGAUGACUCCGACGAUGAAGAGCAGCCCGCAGUUUCGAAAGGCCGUGCUUUCAUUUACACUGAUCCCGCGGUAUAUGACGACAUUUCUGAAGAGGAAGCAUCAGAAGAACCCGAAGCAAAGCCUAUGUCCAUCUUCGAGAAGCUUCAGCUGUACCGCUCACAGAAUCCAAUCGACGAUGACGAAUCAGGCUCCGACCCCGACACGGCGGAGGUUGGCAUGGAUAACUACGAUUCGGGCAACUACGCUGACUUCCAGGAUGAUGAAGAAGACGACGGAGAAAUAGAGAACGACGCCGUUCUGGAUCUGGCAGAGAAAUCAGAUGGUGAUGGUGGGUGGUAA